Molecule: messenger RNA, 1129 nt
Organism: Drosophila takahashii
Lineage: Eukaryota; Metazoa; Arthropoda; Insecta; Diptera; Drosophilidae
Gene: Tsp42Eg
Product: Tetraspanin 42Eg
Cellular component (GO): plasma membrane
Source: RefSeq, a predicted model, not a curated record
ACAUGAACCCGGUUUUGGGUAGCCCCAGCAACCGUUAGAAUCAAUAUAAAUAUAAAUAUUUUCCAAUUGUCAACAAGCCGCGAGUUGCCAAGUGUUAUAAAUAAUACCGGAGUACCUGAAACCAAAUAUCUAGUGUUUGUUUCAAAAGUAUUGGAUUAACAAAGAUGGCCUGCUCCACAAGCGUUUUAAAGGGGUUCGCCCUCCUCUGGGAUAUUAUCUAUGCUCUGUUCGGCCUGGUUGUGAUUGGCCUUGGAGUGCACAUCAUUUACAAAUUCGAGCACUUUAACACCGCCGCCUUCGUCAUCAUUGGCGUGGGCGUGGUCGUCGUUCUGGCCGCGCUUUUCGGAGCUCUGGGAGCAGCACGUGAGAGCAGCACCGCUUCGAAGGUGUUCGUGGUUAUUGUGGUGAUACUGAUCAUUCUGGAAGUUAUAGUGGUGGGCUUCCUGUGGGUAUUCCAAAACUCGCUGCUGAUAAACGUGGACAAGACAUUUGAUCAGCUGUGGAACGAUCAGCCCGUGCCCAUCAAGCCUGGAAACCAGAGCCAGAUAGCUAGCCUUGAGCGAUGGUUGGACUGCUGCGGAAAUGUGGGACCCACGGACUAUGUACUGCCGCCGAAUAGUUGCUACAACGGCGAAAGUGACAAACUGAAUCUCGAGGGCUGCCGGCAAAAGUUCCUGGACUUUAUCGCCGAUCGCUGGACGACAUUCAACAUUGUCGCCCUGGUGCUAGUUGGUGUGGAGAUCAUUUGCGCCUUGUUGGCCUGCGUCCUGGCCAACAGCAUUGUGAACCGCUGGCGCCGCUCGAAGUACUAUACAAAAUAGGUUGUUGUACAAUUUUUGAAAGUAUUGCAUUUCAAAAAGCAAUUUCAAGUUUAAGAUGCGCAUACUUAAGGCCAAAGAACUCUCCAUACAAAUACUUAUUUCGAAAACUCACCAGAGAUUCCAGAACAAAUUUACUUAAGCGAAGUGCAUUGUUUGUAUUCUAUUUAACAUUUUGGAUAACUGUAAUAGUGAAACGGUAUUUAAGCCGUUUACGUGGUAAUUUAAUCUACACUAAGCUCGACUUAAGCUACGAUUUUUUGUAACAUCAUUUCGAGAAGCCAAAACCAAAAUAAAGAAUUGUUCGUAGA